AUGUACCAAGUAUAUGACCGAAUAUUGGCUUGUACUUUUUAUUUAUAUGUAAUUAACACUGUCUAUAAACUAGAUUUUUGGACGGAAACAGAAUGGCAGCAAUGGUCUGUCCACAACUUUGACUAUGAAGCUACUAAACAAAAUUCAGGUAUUAAACGAAUGGUAGCUCACGAUGACCUGAGUAAAGAUUUAAAUACUUUGAUUAAAGCUCUUAAUAAAAACAGAAGAAAAGUGCAAAGACUAAAACAAAUUAAAUUAGUGAUGAAAACUAUCCAUAAUGACUAUGUUAAUUCUCACUUUUGGGGAGUACAAGCGGUGAAGAGUGCUAAAUUAAGUGAUAGACAAUUCAUUGCAAAAUUGUCUAGGAGUGUUGCAGAGGCUUUUACCUACAUUAAGUAA
This is a messenger RNA of Cokeromyces recurvatus, 399 nucleotides long. RefSeq lists its product as uncharacterized. NCBI's taxonomy places the organism in Eukaryota, Fungi, Mucoromycota, Mucoromycetes, Mucorales, Mucoraceae. The transcript has 2 exons. The record is from RefSeq and is a predicted model, not a curated record. The coding region runs from base 1 to 399 and encodes 132 amino acids.